Pestalotiopsis fici W106-1 is the source of this 2661-nucleotide messenger RNA. Its product is annotated as beta-glucosidase F. The transcript is spliced from 2 exons. Gene Ontology annotation, molecular function: beta-glucosidase activity. The coding region runs from base 1 to 2661 and encodes 886 amino acids. Lineage: Eukaryota; Fungi; Ascomycota; Sordariomycetes; Amphisphaeriales; Sporocadaceae. Gene Ontology annotation, biological process: glucan catabolic process. The record is from RefSeq and is a predicted model, not a curated record.
AUGGUGGUUUUGAGCGCCGAUUUGCCUGCGGGCCUGCGCAUGCUCUCUUUGCUGGCUCUGUCCAAUCUAGCCGGCCUGUCCUCCGGUGCUGCAAUAUUGCCCCGGGAUGACGUGCCCGCCGGAUACGUCGCUGCCCCGUAUUACCCUACUCCGUAUGGCGGAUGGGAUGAUGAUUGGGCGGAUGCCUAUACAAAGGCGGCCGAUCUAGUCUCGCAAAUGACGUUGGCUGAAAAGACCAACAUCUCGAGCGGUACCGGUUUCUUCAUGGGACCAUGUGUCGGCAAUACGGGCAGUGCGUUGCGUCUUGGCUUCCCUCAACUUUGUCUCCAAGACGGUCCUCUGGGAGUGCGCACCACAGAUAACAUCACAGCUUUCCCCGCUGGUAUAACAACCGGCGCGACAUGGAACAAGCAGCUGAUGUAUGAGAGGGGAGUUGCGCUUGGACAGGAGUUCAAAGGCAAGGGCGCCAACUUCUAUCUUGGCCCAUCCGUUGGUCCCUUGGGCCGGAAACCGAGAGGCGGCAGAAACUGGGAAGGCUUCGGCGCCGAUCCAGUCCUACAAGGUAUCGCCGGAGCGCAGACGAUCAAGGGUGUUCAGGAGCAAGGCGUUAUUGCCACGCUCAAGCAUGCUAUCGGCAACGAGCAGGAGGAGUAUCGCAUGUACAGCGUCAUUCAAGCUGGAUACAGUUCCAAUAUUGAUGACCGCACCCUCCACGAGCUCUAUCUCUGGCCAUUUGCCGAUGGCGUCCACGCCGGGACUGGUGCUUUGAUGACUUCGUACAAUGCGGUCAACGGUUCCGCCGACUCGCAAAAUGCAUAUCUCAUCAACGGGCUUCUCAAGGAUGAGCUUGGUUUCCAGGGUAUUGUCAUGACCGAUUGGCUCGCGCAUCUUUCUGGUGUCUCUUCUGCCCUAGCUGGUCUCGACAUGAACAUGCCUGGAGACACUUUGAUUCCCAUUGUGUUAGGAACCAGUUACUGGAUGUAUGAGCUGACCCGAUCCGCGCUCAACGGUUCCGUCCCCAUGGAUCGCAUCAAUGAUAUGGCCACCCGCAUUGUUGCUACAUGGUACAAGCUCGGUCAGGAUCAGGACUACCCACCACCCAACUUUUCAUCCAACACGCGCGACCGUGAAGGACCAUGCUACCCCAGUGCUCUCAUCUCGCCGACUUGCGUUGUCAACCAGUACGUGAAUGUACAGGCCGACCACGCAACUGUCGCAAAAGCUGUGGCACAGGAAGCUAUUACACUGCUCAAGAACAAUGGCUCUUUCCUGCCCAUCUCCACGUCUGUGCCUUUGAGCGUAUUUGGAACCGAUGCGCAGACGGAUCCCGCGGGUGCCAACUCUUGCACCGACAAGAGCUGUAACCGUGGACUGCUUGGUAUGGGCUGGGGAUCUGGAAGCGCCGACUAUCCUUAUCUCGAUGACCCCAUCUCAUCGUUGAAGCGCAAGGCCGGUAAUGUCACCUACUAUGAUAGUGACACGUUCCCGUCAUCCAUCCCCACUCCAGGGGCCAACGAUGUCGCUAUUGUCUUUAUCAACUCGGACUCUGGUGAGAACUCGUACACUGUCGAGGGCAACCACGGUGAUAGAGACGCCAGCGGUCUGUCCGCCUGGCACAAUGGAGACGCUCUGGUCAAGGCCGCAGCUGCCAAGUACUCCAACGUUGUGGUUGUCAUUCACACUGUCGGGCCGCUGGUUCUCGAACCCUGGAUCGACCUCCCCUCUGUCAAGUCCGUUCUGGUUGCUCACCUCCCUGGCCAAGAGGCCGGCGACUCCCUCACCGAAAUCAUCUUUGGCGAGGCCACGCCGUCGGGACACUUGCCUUAUAGCAUUCCCAAGUCCGAGGACGACUAUCCAUCCAGCACGGACCUGAUCACGUUUGAAUUCCUCGGCCAAGCCCAGGACACGUAUACCGAGGGUCUCUACAUUGACUACCGCUACCUCAACAAGAACGGCAAGACGCCGCGCUACGCCUUUGGCCACGGCCUGUCCUACACAACCUUUGCGCUGUCGUCGGUCUCGCUGACGUCGGUCACGGAGCUGACGACGCUGCCGCCAACGCGCCCGGCCAAGUCCACCUCGGUCGUCGCGUCGCUGAACCAGACCAUCCCCGCCGCCAGCGAGGCCUACUACCCGUCGGGCUUUAACCGCAUAUGGCGAUACCUGUACUCGUGGCUGGACUCGGGCGAGGCCGAUGCCGCCUACGCCGCCGGCCAGUCGGGCACCGAGUACGCCUACCCGGCGGGCUACUCUGAGACGCAGAAGGCGGGUCCGCCCGCCGGCGGUCCCAGCGGCGGCAACCCGGCCCUGUGGGACGUGGCCUACACCAUCUCGGCCACGGUGCGCAACACGGGCGCCUCGCACGCCGGCAAGGCCGUCGUCCAGGCCUAUGUGCAGUAUCCCAGCGGCUCGGCCUAUGACACCCCCGUGAUUCAGCUGCGCGACUUUAUCAAGACGGACAGCCUGGCCACCUCGUCGUCGUCGACGGUCGAGCUCAGCCUCACGCGCCGCGACCUCAGCGUCUGGGACACGACGCUGCAGAACUGGGUCGUGCCGGCCGGCGAGUUCAAGAUCUGGCUCGGCCAGGCCAGCGAUGAUCUCGGCUGGGUCUGUUCCACUAGCACGGGUGCGUGUCAAGAGUCGGACGCUGGACCUGUAUGA